Molecule: messenger RNA, 912 nt
Organism: Mandrillus leucophaeus (drill)
Lineage: Eukaryota; Metazoa; Chordata; Mammalia; Primates; Cercopithecidae
Gene: IFT43
Product: intraflagellar transport 43
Exons: 9
Coding region: 63-740 (225 amino acids)
Biological process (GO): intraciliary retrograde transport
Cellular component (GO): intraciliary transport particle A; cilium
Source: RefSeq, a predicted model, not a curated record
GGAGGAUUUGCUGGACUUGGACGAGGAGCUGCGCUACAGCUUGGCUACCUCCGUGAGGACCAAUGCGGGGGCCUUGUGGGCCAGGAUUUGGCGGGUGGGGAGGAGCGACCCCGCCGGCCCCAACUUCUCUGAGGCGACUCAGGGCAGCAGGCCUCGAGCCGCGCCUGAGGGCCAAGGUGGGUCGCCGAGCUCAACGGGAGUCAGCGCAGGCCGAGAAUCACCUCAAUGGCAAGAAUUCCUCUUUGACUCUGACUGGAGAGACUUCCUCUCCUAAAUUACCUCGCUGCCGAGAGGGAGGCUGGGCAGGUGAUUUCGUGAAGGUUUCGAAGUUUAGGAGGAAGGCUUCUGAAGAAAUAGAAGAUUUUCGCCUCAGACCGCAGAGCCUGAAGGGAUCAGAUUAUGGAGGAGAUAUUCCUAUCAUUCCGGAUCUGGAGGAAGUACAGGAAGAAGACUUUGUUUUGCAAGUGGCAGCCCCUCCCAGCAUCCAGAUAAAGCGGGUGAUGACCUACCGUGACCUGGACAAUGACCUCAUGAAGUACUCAGCCAUUCAGACGUUGGAUGGAGAGAUCGACCUGAAACUCCUCACCAAAGUGCUGGCGCCAGAGCAUGAAGUCCGGGAGGAUGACGUCGGCUGGGACUGGGACCAUCUGUUCACUGAGGUGUCCUCAGAGGUCCUCACUGAGUGGGACCCACUGCAGACGGAGAAGGAGGACCCUGUGGGGCAGGCCAGGCACACCUGAGCCCGUCACCCAUGCUCUAGACAUGAAGAAAUGCAGUGAGCUGAAAGCUAAAGAAGCUUGCAAGCAGCUCGAAUUUUUACCUGGAAUAUUUUGUAAUAAAAAUAUUUAUAUUCAGUCAACCACAUUGGAUAAUUCCAUUGCAAUACAUUGCUUUAUUCUGUGCCAUCUCCUC